CUCUCCCACUCCUUCCCACUCCCUCUCCCUCUCCCUGUGAUUUCUUUAAUCCUCGUGAGCCCCCAACGCCAUCCCUCGCCUACUUUUUCUUCACCUCCUCGAUUCCCAUCCGUCUUUUUAAUGCCUUCGGAUUAGAUCUCGUCACGGGAGAGGAGACAGAGAAGAGAGAACAACAGGAAGCCGGCAGCAGCAGCAGCUUCGGGAGGAGGAAGAAGAAGAAUCCGAUGAUGACGACCAGUUAAGGUUUAGCGUUCCGUAUCACGUGGUUUGCUCGGUUGUUAUCUUGGCGGCUGGUCGACUUCGUGCUGACCACAUUCCCCUGAUUUCUCCACUUACAGGUGAUCUCUUGUUUUCCGUCUCACAUUCGGUUCUUCUCGGUUCUCAUCGUUGGAUUCCCCUGAUUUUAUUUGAUCUGAAGCUUUUCUAGUCAUGUUUUGUCGGCCGAUGUUUCUUUCUCGUGGUGUCCUUGACAUCACCAGAAUGUACAUGGUGGGGAAAGAUCAAAGAGUUCCAGUUCUCUAGAAUAAUUAUUUCGCUGCCGUAGAGGAGUUUUACUCUCUUCAGUCUUAGAAAACUGUUGCAUAGGAUUCUCUUUCUUGGCCAAAAUUGCAUAAAGAUUGGAUUUUGCAUGCUGAAAAACCCUCGUACAUGUCUAUCCCCACCUUUUUUUGAGGCCAAAAAGGGGCCCCUCUUUUUUCCAUCAACUUUUUCUCACGGUAGAAUUCUUGUUUUGGAAGUCAAGAAAAAAGAGGGGGUGCAAGAAGGUUAGUUGCGGUGCAUUAGGAGGAAGUGUGUGGAAAGUCUGUUGCUCUUGAUCCACAGAAAUGAAUGUCGGCAGUCUGCCCAUGGCAGCCCAGGGUGCUAGGGCAAGCCAAUCAUCCUUCAACUCCAGCAAUGGGAAUGCAACGCCUUUGCAUACUUCUGCUGCCAGCGUAAACGGGGAUGGAUAUGACAGCGACGGAUCUUAUUUUGCUCCUCCUACCCCAAGGACCCUAUCAAUGUCCAUACCAGCUGAUCUUGCUGGUGCUAUAACUUUGAUCGAUAGGUUUCAGGUAGAGGGGUUUUUGAAAUCAAUGCAAAAGCAGAUGCAGUCUGCCGGAAAACGUGGAUUUUUCUCUAAAAAAUCUGUUGGCCCUCAAGUUCGUGAAAAGUAUACAUUGGAAGAUAUGCUGUGCUUUCAAAAGGAUCCAAUCCCAACUUCUCUGCUUAAAAUAGACAAUGACUUAGUAAGCCGUUCCAUAAAGUUGUUCCUGUUGAUUUUGAAGUACAUGGGGAUUGAUUCUUCAGAUAAAAUAACUCCAUUGAGUGUUGAAGAGUGUACAGAGCUUGUUGCAAAAAUUUAUAAGCACUGUUUAAAGCGUUCUGAACUUCGAGAUGAGCUUUUUGUUCAAAUCUCAAAGCAAACUCGCAAUAAUCCUGAUAGAGAUUCUCUAAUAAAAUCUUGGGAACUCAUGUAUCUAUGUGCUUCUGCCAUGCCUCCAAGCAAGGAUAUUGGAGCAUAUUUAUCAGAAUAUAUUCAUUAUGUAGCUCAUGGGAUGAACAAUGAACCUGAAGUUCAUGUCCUUGCUUUAAAUACAUUGAAUGCAUUGAAGCAUUCAGUAAAAGCAGGACCGAGACUUACAAUACCUACACAUGAGGAGAUUGAAGCUCUGUUAACUGGCAAGAAGCUUACAACAAUAGUGUUUUUCCUAGACGAAACUUUUGAAGAAAUUAUUUAUGACAUGGCAACAACUGUUGCUGAUGCUGUGGAGGAAAUUGCAGGAAUCAUCAAACUCUCAGUUUAUUCGAGUUUCAGUCUAUUUGAGUGCCGAAAAGUUGUCAAUGGUUCAAAGUGUGCUGAUUCUGGCAAUGAGGAAUAUUUAGCCUUAGAUGAUAACAAGUAUGUUAGUGAUUUGCUGGCUGAAUUCAAGGCAGCUAAGGAUCGUACUAAAGGAGAGAUUUCACACUGCAAACUUAUAUUCAAAAAACGAUUAUUUCGGGAAUCAGACGAAACUGUAGCUGAUCCAAUGUUUGUUCAGCUGUCUUAUGUACAGUUACAACAUGAUUAUAUGCUAGGAAACUAUCCUGUUGGGAGGGAUGAUGCUGCACAAUUAUCUGCUUUACAGAUUUUGGUUGAGGUUGGGAGCAUGCAACAUCCGGGAUCAUGUGUUGAAUGGUUUUCACUUCUUGAAAGGUUUCUGCCUAGACAAAUUGCUAUUACACGUGCAAAGGGAGACUGGGAGCUUGAUAUUAUUUCCCGCUAUCGGUUAAUGGAGCAUAUGUCAAAGGAUGAUGCUAAACAUCAGUUCCUUAGAAUUCUAAGGACUCUUCCUUAUGGAAAUUCUGUCUUUUUUAGUGUGCGGAAGAUAGAUGAUCCUAUUGGUCUUUUACCUGGACGGAUUGUUUUAGGAAUCAAUAAGCGUGGGGUUCAUUUUUUCCGCCCAGUUCCAAAAGAGUAUUUGCACUCUGCAGAACUAAGAGAUAUUAUGCAAUUUGGUAGUAGCAAUACUGCUGUUUUUUUCAAGAUGAGGGUCGCUGGCAUCCUUCACAUUUUUCAGUUCGAAACUAAGCAGGGUGAGGAAAUAUGUGUUGCUCUUCAGACACAUAUAAAUGAUGUGAUGCUUCGUCGAUAUGCAAAAGCUCGCUCUGCUACCAGUGGAGUUAAUCAUGGUGAUUUUUCUCAAGCAAUAAGAACUCCAAGCUUAGAUAUAUAUGAAAAACGUUUACAAGACCUGUCUGGAGCUGUUGAAGAAUCUAAAAAGUAUACAGAUCAUUUGUUGGAAGAAUUGUGUAUGAGGGAGAAACAAGAGCUGGAGAUGCAGGAGGAACUGGAAAGGCUGAAAGAAUCAUUGAGGUCAGAGAGGCAAUGUCUAAGAGAUGUUACUUAUGACUGUGACAAUCUUAAAGCACUUUGUGAUGAAAAAGAUUCUUCUUUGCAGGCUGCAUUGCUGGAUAAAAGUAUUCUGGAGUCUGCAUUAGCAAGAGUGAGCAUCCAAGAACAUAUUAUGGAUGAGACCAAUCAUGAGAUGGAACCUGUAAAUGUAUCUAAUAAACAAAGGAAAAAUACAUUAACAGUGGGGAGUAUGAAGACUGAUCAUGUUGACACCGAAACAUUAAGAACACAGGAGGAUCUGAAUGCAUGUAUGAAGGAGUUACAUGCGUCAGAAGAAAGUUAUAAAAUUAUGCUGAACGAGAAAUCUGUGCUUGAACAAAAGGUCCAAAUGCAUGAGACGAAGAAAAACGAUGAGAAGAGUGCACUGGAAAAGAACUUCAAAGAGGAACGAAGAAAGCUCAAGGCACAUGUUAAAGAACUGGAGCAAAAAUUGGAGCGUGUUACACAGGACUUUGAUGUUGCUCACGUUACUCUUACAAUGAGAAACAGAGAACUAGAUGAUUUACAGAAUAAUUCAAAAGAGUUGGAGGAAUUACGUGAAUGGAAGGCGGAUAUUGAUAGAAAGAACGAACAAACUGCUGCUAUUUUAAAGAAACAGGGGGCGCAACUCAUUGAGCUAGAGGCACUUUAUAAGGAAGAGCAAAUUUUACGGAAGAGAUACUAUAAUAUGAUUGAAGAUAUGAAAGGCAAAAUAAGAGUGUUUUGUCGUUUGCGUCCUCUAAAUGAGAAGGAGAUUGCUGAAGGACAAAAGCAAAUAAUUGUCAGUCCUGAUGAAUUUACAAUUGCACAUCCGUGGAAGGAUGAAAAAUCAAAGCAACAUAUUUAUGAUUGUGUGUUUGAUCAAAGUGCUUCACAGGAUGAAGUUUUUGAGGAUACCAAGUAUCUGGUACAAUCUGCAGUUGAUGGUUAUAAUGUUUGCAUAUUUGCAUAUGGGCAAACUGGUUCUGGAAAGACUUUUACAAUCUAUGGUUCAGAAAGUAAUCCAGGGAUUACUCCAAGGGCAACUGCUGAACUUUUUAGAGUUAUAAAGCAUGAUAGCAGCAAGUAUUCCUUUUCCUUGAAGGCAUAUAUGGUGGAACUGUAUCAGGACACUCUCGUGGAUCUCUUACUACCAAAAAAUGCCAAACGCCUAAAGUUGGAAAUAAAAAAGGACACAAAGGGCUUGGUCUCGAUUGAAAAUGCAACAAUUAUGCAGAUCUCUAACUUUGAUGAACUAAGGGCUAUUAUCUCUAGAGGGUCUGAGCAACGACAUACUGCUGGGACUCACAUGAAUGAUGAAAGUUCAAGAUCACAUUUAAUACUAUCAAUAAUCAUUGAAAGCACCAACCUUCAGACUCAAUCUCUUGCUAGAGGAAAGAUUAGCUUUGUAGACCUUGCUGGUUCUGAAAGGGUUAAGAAGUCUGGCUCCUUGGGGAACCAGCUGAAAGAAGCUCAAAGUAUCAAUAAGUCCCUCUCGGCUCUAGCGGAUGUGAUUGGUGCAUUAUGUUCUGAUGGACAACAUAUACCAUAUAGGAACCAUAAAUUGACAAUGCUCAUGAGUGACUCUCUUGGUGGCAAUGCAAAGACUCUAAUGUUUGUGAAUGUGUCUCCAGCAGAAUCAAACUUGGAAGAAACAUAUAAUUCCCUGAUGUAUGCAUCAAGAGUACGAUCAAUUAUAAACGAGCCAAGCAAGAAUGUUUCUUCCAAAGAGAUUGCACGAUUAAAGAAGUUGGUAGCUUACUGGAAAGAUCAAGCAGGAAAACGAGGCGACGAUGAAGAACUAGGAGAGAUCCAAGAAGAGCGGCAUGCAAAAGACCGACCAGAUGGCCGACUCGAGAUGUAGCAUUGACAAAAAUGGAGGAGAUUCGAGAUCGCUGCACUUAUUUUGAUGUGAAAUCAUGGCUUGCAAAUUGUGGCUCAACUGUGCCAGCAGCACAUGUACAAUGGUUUUCUGCAGUAAGUUGAUGUACAGUGUAUUUUUGGACCUCAAUCUAUAAGAAAAAGCUCUUCAAGAGAUAGUUUUAUGUAA
Musa acuminata subsp. malaccensis (wild Malaysian banana) is the source of this 4880-nucleotide messenger RNA. The record is from RefSeq and is a predicted model, not a curated record. NCBI's taxonomy places the organism in Eukaryota, Viridiplantae, Streptophyta, Magnoliopsida, Zingiberales, Musaceae.